CGCUGCUGUCCUGUCUUCUUCUGCAGCAUCACUUUGAUUCUCACUCCUCUCCCAUCUCUGACUCUCACUCAUCUCCAUCUAUCCGUCUCUGACUCUCACUCCUCCCCAUCUAUCCAUCUCUGACUCUCACUCCUCCCCAUCUAUCCAUCUCUGACUCUCACUCCUCUCCAUCUAUCCGUCUGUGACUCUCACUCCACUUCUCCGUCUCCUGUCCGUCUCCCCUUUCACCAUGAGCCUGAGGUCCAAGCGUGUCAGCAGCUCCAGUGGCUCUGUGCGGAGACACAGUGGGGGCUUCAGUGGCAUGUCCCUGGGUAGCGGCUCUCUGUACGCGGGGGGCUCAAAUGGCUACCACAGCAGUCCUCUCCACUCAGUCUCUGUCAACAGGAGCCUGCUGGCCCCGCUCAACCUGGAGAUCGACCCCAACCUGCAGGUGACCCGCAUCCACGAGAAGGAGCAGAUCAAGGGCCUCAACAACCGAUUCGCGUCAUUCAUCGAUAAGGUGCGUUUCCUGGAGCAGCAGAAUAAGAUGUUAGAGACUAAGUUUGACCUGCUGCACGGUGAUCAGACGGGCCGCUCCAACAUCGAGCCGCUGUUCGAGGCCUACAUGGCCAACUUGCGGCGCCAGAUGGACGUGGUCAACAACGAUAAGACCAAGCUGGACGGAGAGCUGAGGAACAUGCAGGGUCUGGUGGAGGACUUCAAACAGAAAUACGAAGAUGAGAUCAACAAGAGAAACAAUCUGGAGAACGAAUUUGUAAUCCUAAAAAAGGAUGUGGACUCAGCAUACCUGGUGAAAGCAGACCUGGAAGACAGGGUGGGAGCUCUGACUGAUGAGAUCAAUUUCCUCAGGACCCUCUAUGAGGAGGAGCUGCGUGAGCUGCAGGCCAGCAUCAGGGACACCUCUGUGGUGGUGGAGAUGGACAACAGUCGCGACCUCAACAUGGACCAGAUAGUGGCUGACGUCAAGGCUCAGUACGAAGACAUCGCUGCCAAGAGCCGAGAGGAGGCUGAGAUGUGGUACAAGUCCAAGUUUAACCAGAUGGCCAUCCAGGCCACCCAGUACGGAGACGAGCUGAGGAACACCAAGGGAGAGAUAGCAGAAAUCAACCGCUUGAUCGGACGUCUGCAGAGUGAGAUAGAAGCUGUCAAACAACAGCGAGCCAACCUGGAGAACCAGAUAGCCGAGGCUGAGGACCGUGGGGAGCUGGCUGUGAAGGAGGCUAAGUCCAGGAUCAGAGAUCUGGAGGAUGCUCUGCAGAGGGCCAAGCAGGACAUGGCCAGGCAGCUCAGAGAGUACCAGGACCUGAUGAACGUCAAGCUGGCCCUGGACAUAGAGAUAGCCACCUACAGAAAACUACUGGAGGGAGAGGAGGACAGGAUUGGACAUCAAUCUAUUCUCAACAUCCAGUCAGUCUCCAACUACAGUUCUAAGAGUUCCGCUAAUGGACGCCACAGCAGCUCCAGCUCCAGCUCCCCAACACCCAAACUGCUGAUUAAAACAACGGAACAGAGAGAGAGCUCCAGAUUCAGCUCUCACUAAAGACCCGUCGGAUCCUUCUGGCUGAGGGUGAAGAACCAUUAUAUAAGAGUUUAUAUCAGAUCUAUAUCACAUUUAUGGCUUCUUUGUCUAUCUACAUUCAGUAAUGAGCAUGAGAGAAUACCAUAAGAUCACGACACGAUAGAUGUGUGUUUGUAGCUAGAGGAAUAUAAACAUUUGGUUGUUCUUACUGUAAAGAAAAUAAAAAAUAUGUAUCAGUAUAUAAAAAUAUGUAUUUAGAGAAACCGUUUGGUCUUAUUUCGAGCAUACACCCUGCCGUGCAACAGCUGGGAUAGCGGUCAAAACGGAUUGUAGUGAGACAGUAGGCUAAUAACAGCAUCAUCCUCAUGCAGCGAGAUAAUGGUUCUUAUGGGGUCAGGAAACAGGACACCGCAAACUGGGUUUGGCCACCUACUUUCUGUGUCACCGGUGCAUGUGGCAGACAGGACUAAUACAGUUGAUUUUCUACUGAACUUUGUAGAGAGUUCUGUGAAAGUUUAGGAUUCAUAACAUUAUGAAAUGUAACAUGGCUUUGGAGAAGUAAAAUCAUGUGAUUUUUUUUUCUGAUUAUGAAAACAUACAAGAUUCAUGUAUUAUAUUAUCUGUCAGUUGAAGGUUCAUUAUUGUUUUCCAAAGGGCAAUUCUAUGGUAAAGGAACUACGCUGAGAGACUCAGAUUUUUCACUUUAAAAUGUAUACCAAACAAAAAAACGUUGAUUUCAAAGUUUAACAAACCAUACAACUCUAUGCACAAGGCCUACUUUUCACAAUCACUGAAAAUACACAUUUACAGCAACUGUGCAGAAGAAAUCACAGGAGGCUGCUGAGGGGAGGACAGCCCAUAAUAAUGG
Messenger RNA from Coregonus clupeaformis (lake whitefish), 2387 nucleotides. Its product is annotated as keratin, type II cytoskeletal 8-like. Gene Ontology annotation, molecular function: structural constituent of skin epidermis. The record is from RefSeq and is a predicted model, not a curated record. Gene Ontology annotation, biological process: keratinization; intermediate filament organization. Bases 230 to 1540 code for a protein of 436 amino acids. NCBI's taxonomy places the organism in Eukaryota, Metazoa, Chordata, Actinopteri, Salmoniformes, Salmonidae. The transcript has 9 exons. Gene Ontology annotation, cellular component: keratin filament.